Molecule: messenger RNA, 1950 nt
Organism: Zasmidium cellare ATCC 36951
Lineage: Eukaryota; Fungi; Ascomycota; Dothideomycetes; Mycosphaerellales; Mycosphaerellaceae
Exons: 1
Coding region: 1-1950 (649 amino acids)
Molecular function (GO): 1-alkyl-2-acetylglycerophosphocholine esterase activity
Source: RefSeq, a predicted model, not a curated record
AUGAGGCUCCCAACCGACCACCCCAAACUGGGGAGCGAAAAGACUGGAAGCCUCCCCCAUGCAAAGAAACCCAAACCCAGAGAACCACGCGGUUUCCGCGACUACUUCCUCUUCCCAGGCCGGUCACUCCCAACAUACACCGGGCCAUACCCAGUCGGUACGAUGGAAAUCGAAGUCCCAGCAGAGAAUCCCCACCCGUUCUCACACAUCAAACGCCACCAUCGACAUUUACUCCAGCUGGAAACCGUCCUCAUGACAAUCUACUAUCCAGCCUCCGUCUUCGGCUACACGGCCGAGCAGACGCCCCCGAAAGCAGAUGCGCCUAAGCGCCGCGCCGCACACUCGCGGGAACUCUGGCUCGGCCGGCCGCGGAUCAGCAUUGCAGAGGGGUAUGGACGGUUUGCGGGCGUGGGGCCUCUGGCGAUUCCAGUCUUCCUCCCGACGAUGUACACGAAACUGCCGGCCUGGAGAAACUCGCCUUUGGCGCGGUACUGGGCUCCAGAGGUGGACACGAAGACGAGGGGCAAGCAGGUGAAGGUGGAGCGAGGGACGAAACCCGAGGGCGCGAGCGAGGAGCCUGUGUUUCCGAUGAUUUUGUUUAGUCAUGGAUUGGGUGGGACGAGGACGAUGUACUCGUCCGUGUGCGGGGAGUUUGCAAGUUAUGGGUUUGUCGUUUGCGCCGUGGAGCAUCGCGAUGGGUCCGGGCCGCGGACGUAUAUCAACCAUGCGAAAUCUGGGGAAGGGUCCGCGGAGGACCUCGAGAAGAGGGGACAUAUCGAUCAUUUGAAGAAGGAGCAUGAUCGUGGGUUCGAUAUUAUUGAUUAUAUCUUUCCCGAGGGGAAUCCGAAGGACACUGCGCCGAACAACGAUAAAGGUGUGGAUAUGGAGUUGAGGCAGGCGCAGAUUGAUUUGCGGAUGGCGGAGCUUGAGGAGGCGUAUGCUGUCAUGUGUGACUUGAACAAGGGGCGUGGCAAGAAGGUGGCGGAACGCAACUUGCGAAAGAAGGGGUAUAAGGGCUCCAGCAGGCAUGGUUUGGACGGCGUUCAUUGGGAGAGGUGGAAGAAUGCAAUCCACACGGACUCGGUCACGAUUUGCGGGCACAGUUUUGGAGCGGCCACAGCAGUUGAGAUGCUUCGACACACCGACCGAUUCAACUAUAUCAGCCAGGGCAUAAUCUACGACAUCUGGGGCGCCGGGACCCGGCCACGCGGCGAGACAGAUCAUAUCAUCUCCGCCCCGAUCAUUGCCAUCAACAGCGAGGCGUUCACUUACUGGCCGAGCAACUUCGAACUGGUGGCAUCGUUGGUGGAAGAAGCGCAAAGCGAACCGGACCCAUGUCCAUCGUGGCUGAUGACUCUGCGUGGUACCGUACACGUCUCGCAAUCCGACUUCUCGCUGCUAUACCCAAACGUCUGUUCGUUCUUCCUCAAAAUGGUCGCCAACCCGCGUCGAGCGCUGGAUCUGAACAUCAACGCGAGUCUGGAAUUUCUCAGCCAUACGCUUCCAGCCGAUCUCGCACAAGUCAACAGAGCUUACAAGAACGAGAACCUGUUGGAGGCGAAGCUCAGUCCUUUGGAACGUAUUCCGUCCGCAGCCAUGCACAAGCCCAAGGAGAAGUAUAUGGCCAUGAGGCUACAGAUCAAGCACGAGUGGUUGUAUCGUCUGUCGCCCAGAAUUUUCCGGCAGUUCAAGCGCUGGGAGAUGAAGCGCAAAGGGCACCCCGAACCGGCCGCGAGCGAGGAGAUCUGGCUACACACUAAGCCGACGUUGUCCAGCAUCGAAGAGUAUCUGGAAAGAACUCCUGGUCGGGAUCCCCACAAGAAGGAGGAUUUUGAUGGGUCGAUUCCCAUCUCGCACGAGAUGACGAGCGAAGGAACGCCGGUCGAGGAACAGGACCUUUCUGGUGGCCAUCAUGCGUUCGGACAGCCGCAGAUCCAUCUUGCGUCGUGA